Molecule: messenger RNA, 4004 nt
Organism: Brassica napus (rape)
Lineage: Eukaryota; Viridiplantae; Streptophyta; Magnoliopsida; Brassicales; Brassicaceae
Product: protein SMAX1-LIKE 4
Exons: 3
Coding region: 976-3894 (972 amino acids)
Source: RefSeq, a predicted model, not a curated record
UAAUUCGGUUGAGCAUUAGAAAAUUUUGAUUGCUGUCUUUCUCAAAUUAAAACUUUGUGAUGCAUGACUAGCUCUUCAAAUAUAUUAUCAAUUUUUUUUUUACUUUUAAUCAAGAGAACCCCCAAAAUAAUUUAAAAGUUUUGAAAAGAACAUGGACGGACCAAAGGUUCUGGAAGGAAGACUUCCUCAUUACGAAGAAAGCACCAUUUGUGUUUCUAAAACUUCACAAUAGUCACAACUGCAUAUAGAUCGCUCGAACACAUAACUUGAAAUAUAACUUUUUAAGUCUCCUUCAAAUUUAUAUGUGGACGUCCAAGACAAGCGCAAAUCUAGAAACAGAGACAAGAAAGCACAAGUGAACGACAGAUGAGUGGACUCCGAUAAUAUAAAAAACAUAAUCUAAAGAAUUUGUUUUAUGGUAAACCCAAACUAAUUUUAUAUGAAAAAUAAAAAUAAACAACUUAUUUGAACAAUACCCUAAAUUAUGUAAUAUUAUAAUGUUAUUUGUAUGUAUAAAAAGUAUAACAACACUUAAAAAACUUCAAUUGUACGAACGGUGUUAUCAAGCCGGCCCUCAACAUUCAUAUGUAAUAUAAAGAUGAUAAUUAAUUAGUAUAUAUAGUUCAAUACAUUGUUAACUUGAACCUGUGGAGGGAAACGAAGCUUGAAGGAAGUGGCAAAUUCAAAAAAGCUUCAGAAAGCUGUUUUGUUAUUCAAAAGACGAAAGCAAAAGGAGGAUAUAAUUUAUUAUAUAAAAAACAUACAAGAAUAUGAUAUUUAAUUAAUAAAAAUUUAAAGGACAAACAACAUCAAAAGUAUGAAACCAACCAACAAUAUAAAACCAUAGCUUGCUCCUUCCUCAUCUAUUGGAUACGUCUUUCAUACUAAACUAUAUCUUUGUCACACUAAGUUUGCUUCCUCUUCCUUGACGCUUAAAAAAACUUCAAAGUCUUUUUGUUUGUCAGUGGUUUUGUGAUGCGUACAGGGGCUUAUACCGUGCACCAGACGCUAACACCAGAGGCUGCUUCAGUUCUGAAGCAAUCUCUAACCUUAGCAAGAAGAAGAGGCCAUUCUCAGGUCACACCUCUUCACGUCGCUUCGACGCUUUUAACCUCCACAAGAUCAAAUCUUUUUCGAAGGGCAUGUCUCAAAUCUCAUCCUCUCACAUCCCUCGGUCGCCAAAUAGCUCACCCUUCUCUCCAUUGCCGAGCCCUCGAGCUCUGUUUCAACGUUUCCCUCAACAGGCUUCCCACCGAUCCAAACCCUCUGUUUCAGACUCAGCCUUCUCUCUCCAACGCCUUGGUCGCAGCUCUGAAGAGAGCACAGGCUCACCAGAGGAGAGGGUGCGUGGAGCAGCAGCAGCAGCAGAGCCAGCAGAACCAACCGUUCUUGGCGGUUAAAAUCGAGCUAGAGCAGCUCGUUGUCUCGAUUCUUGAUGAUCCUAGUGUGAGCAGAGUGAUGAGAGAAGCUGGACUCUCUAGUGUGUCCGUGAAGAGUAACAUAGAGGAUGACUCCUCUGUUGCUUCCCCUGUUUUCUACGGCUCUUCUUCCUCCGUUGGUGUAUUCUCUUCUCCUUGCUCUCCUACUUCUAGUGAUAACAAUCAAGGAGAAGGGACUUUAAACCCUAACCCUAAUAAGUUCUGGCAGUCUCAUCAUCACUCCUUUCAUUUCCCUAAAGGAAAGAACUCUACUCAAGAUCAAGACGCAAACCCAGUCAUCGAAGUGCUUAUAGGGAAGAAGAACAGCAAGAAGAGGAACACAGUCAUAGUUGGAGACUCUCUGUCUCUAACAGAAGGAAUAGUUUCAAAACUCAUGUCUAGAGUUGAGAGAGGAGAAGUUCCAGAUGAUUUAAAGCAAACCCACUUCAUCAAGUUUCAGUUUUCUCAAGUUGGGUUGAGUUACAUGAAGAAGGAGGAUAUAGAGGGACAAGUCAGAGAGCUGAAGAGGAAGAUUGAUUCUUACACUUCUUGGGGUGGCAAAGGUGUGAUUGUUUGUCUUGGUGAUCUGAACUGGGCGGUGUGGAGCGGUCCUAAGAGCGCGUCUUCAUCGCAUUACAGCGCGGCGGAUCAUCUAGUGGAGGAGAUAGGGAGGUUGGUUUUUGAAUGUAGCAACUCAGGAGCUAAAGUUUGGCUAUUGGGGACAGCUUCUUACCAAACGUACAUGAAGUGUCAGAUGAAGCAGCCUCCACUUGAUGUUCAAUGGGCUCUUCAAGCUGUUUCAGUUCCUUCAGGAGGACUCUCACUAGCCCUCCAUGCUUCCAGUGGUAACCAAGUAAUGGAGAUGAAGCCUUUCAGAGUUAAAGAAGAAGAAGAGGAAGAAGAUAAACUCAGUUUUUGCGGAGAAUGUGCUUGUAACUAUGAGAAAGAAGCAAAAGCUUUUAUAUUAGCUCAACAUAAACUCUUACCACCGUGGCUGCAACCUCAUGGUGAUGCCAACAACAUUAACAAAAAGGAUGAACUGAGUGGACAGAGGAAGAAAUGGAACCGGUUCUGUCAAGAUCUUCACCACAAGAAACAGAGCAACUCUGUUUUACCGGAUGCCUUUGUGGACUCACGUGCAUCUAGUUCUGUGGCUAAGUUCAGACGACAAAACUCGUGUACUAUCGAGUUUAGUUUCGGGAGUAAUCAUCAAGAAGGUCUAAAGAAGAAUCUAACCGAUGAACUGAGUUUGGAUGGGUUCAAGAUUAGCAAUGAUGAAGGUGUGGAGACCAAGAUUACUCUUGCACUUGGCCAUUCUCCGUUUCCAUCUGAUGUAGAGAAAGAAGAAGAAGAGACAGAGAGAGAGAUUACAAUGAGACAAUUAUCAGAGAAGCUUCACGAGAACAUUCCAUGGCAACGACAAGUUCUUCCUUCAGUGGUUGAAGCCAUGGAAGAAUCUGUAAAGAGGAGAGAUGUUUGGAUGCUUCUUUCAGGAAACGACGUGACUGCGAAAAGAAGAUUGGCUCUUACAAUCGCAACUUCUCUUUUCGGGUCAGUCGAAAACAUGCUGAAGAUUAAUAUGAGAACAUCCAAGGCAGGUGAAGUGUGCGAGGAGCUGGAGAAGGCGUUGAAGGACAGAGAAAAGGUUGUUGUUUUGAUAGAGAGAGUUGAUUUAGCCGAUGCCCGGUUCGAGAAGCUCCUCGUUGAUCGAUUCGAGGCUGGAGAUUUGGAUGUUUCUCAAGGAAAGAAGAGACAAAUGAUCUUCCUUUUGACGAGAGAAGAUGAAGAAUGUGUAGAGAAGGAGCAUGUUGUCAUACCAAUGAUGUUGAAGUGUAAGAAAUCAAGUUCUAGUUUGGUCAACCACAAGAGGAAAGCAGAAUCUGAUGCUACGCUGACGAUGAUUAAGACGAAGAGUCCAAGAAUCCAAGAGGAGGAGGAUGUGUCUUGCAACACAAGCAACAUCAAGAAUGAGUUCUCAAGGCAGUUGAGUUUGGGAUCAAAUAUUCUAGACCUCAACUUAAGAGUUGAUGCUGAAGAAGAAGAAGCUAAACCGGUCACUCCAAUCUCAAGCGGGUUUGAAGAACGUUUUCAAGGCUCGAUCAAGAACCGGUUUGAUUUCACAGUUUUGUCGAACGAAGAUAUAACUGAUUUUUUCAUGGCGAAGAUCAAAGAUUCGUUCGAGGAGAUUCUCGGGCAGCAGGAAGAGAGAUUCGGGUUCACCGUCGAUGCGGAGUUGAUCGAGAAGUUCUACAAAGGGUGUGGGGUUUUUGCUAACAGUUUGUUCGAAGAGUGGGUGAAAGAGGUUUUUCAAACGGGCUUAGUAACGGUCAAAAACGGCGGGAAAGAGGGCAUUAGUGUAAUUAACCUAUGUUUGGGAGGUAUAGAUAUGAUUGACCAAGGGGAGAAGGUAUACGAGGAGGAAGGUUUCAUGGGCACUUGUCUACCCAGUAGAAUCCAUGUUUUCUUUGAUGGUUAGCUUUGGCUUUAACUACUGUUUUCAGUUUCUAUUUAUGAUCAUAUAUAUUACAUAACUUGCUAUUAUAAUCAUAUCAAUUAUGAUCUCAAGAAAAGUUGAACUUGACCGCA